Caenorhabditis remanei is the source of this 1413-nucleotide messenger RNA. RefSeq lists its product as uncharacterized. The transcript is spliced from 4 exons. Bases 1 to 1413 code for a protein of 470 amino acids. The record is from RefSeq and is a predicted model, not a curated record. NCBI's taxonomy places the organism in Eukaryota, Metazoa, Nematoda, Chromadorea, Rhabditida, Rhabditidae.
AUGUCUUCACUGUCAUCGCAAACAUACGAAACAUCGGCUACACUUGGAGUUAGACGAUUCGCUUCUGAAGUCGAUGGUGACGACUCUUUUGUUGGAGUUGAGUCAAUGAUAGGUAAUGGAGUUGAUUCACUUCUUCCAUCGACAGUGAAACUGAGCUCAGUUCUAGCAGAACAAAUAAUUGUUUCUGUAGAAACGACGGAGCAGGAACAAGUCGAUCCAUCCACAACGGCGUUUUCUUCCUGUUGUCACACCAACUUCCUUUCCAAUCGACUGCAACUUCUCACCAUCAGAAUCGAAAAGCUCAGUGGGGAAUGGUCCAGUUCCGACACGGGUUUGGUAAGCCUUGACUACACCAAUAACGUUUCCUACAGCAGUUGGUGGCACUCCGAGGCCAGUACAAGCUCCUCCGACAGUGGAGUUGGAAGAGGUGACAUACGGAUAAGUUCCGAAGUCAAUAUCGAGAAGAGCUCCGUUUGCUCCCUCAAUGAGCACUUGCUUUCCAGAGUUACGCUGGUCAUGAAUGAAUCCAACAGUGUCUCCGACAAGUUUCAAGUCGGCAAGCUUCUGGCGGUGUACUUUGAAUCUUCCGAGCUCCUCCUCCACAUUGACUUCAAUAGAUGGGAAUUGCUUCUUGUAAUGCUCGACGAGACGACGGUACUUCUCAGAGAAUUCAUUGAAAUCGGCCAUCAAAAUUCCAUUGUGUGCGAGCUCGGAGAAGAAAGCGUCCAAAUUGACAACAACACCAUUUCCGAUGACAUUGAAGCAAGUUGGGCUGAUAAUUCCACUUGGCAAAAUGUGGAAGUCGUAUUUCCGGCCAUUGGCGACAACCGUGUGUCCUGCGUUGUUUCCUCCUUGGCAUCUUGCAGUCACGUUGAUUUUGUGAUUCUCAAUCAGAUAGUCGAUAAUCUUUCCUUUUCCUUCAUCACCCCAUUGAGCACCCACAGAGACAUUAACGAUUCCGUUGGCGUCAAUAUCGAAAGUAACUUCGACUUGUGGAACUCCGCGUGGUGCUGGUGGAAUUCCGACAAGAGAAAAUUGACCGAGAAGCUUGUUGCUGGUGGCCAUCUCGCGUUCUCCUUGGAAAACUUUGAUCUGCACUUGAGUUUGUCCAUCAGCAGCGGUGGAGAAGACUUGGGAUUUCUUGGUUGGGAUAGUUGUGUUUCUGGUGAUAAGCUUGGUCAUGAUUCCUCCAAGAGUCUCAAUACCAAGAGAAAGUGGAGUGACGUCAAGGAGAAGAACGUCAGUGACAUCUCCAGCCAAAACAGCUCCUUGAAUAGCAGCUCCCAUAGCGACAGCCUCAUCUGGAUUAACAGCCUUCGAUGGAACUUUUCCGAAAAUCUCUUGGACUGUAGCUUGAACCUUUGGCAUUCUGCUCAUUCCUCCGACGAGAAUCACGUCAGCAAUUUGAUUUGA